Messenger RNA from Folsomia candida, 3588 nucleotides. Its product is annotated as proline dehydrogenase 1, mitochondrial. NCBI's taxonomy places the organism in Eukaryota, Metazoa, Arthropoda, Collembola, Entomobryomorpha, Isotomidae. Gene Ontology annotation, cellular component: mitochondrion. The transcript has 13 exons. Gene Ontology annotation, molecular function: proline dehydrogenase activity; FAD binding. The record is from RefSeq and is a predicted model, not a curated record. Bases 695 to 2662 code for a protein of 655 amino acids.
AACUGAGUCAGUAGAGCAGAGCUGUCGUAUUCGCUUGCUCCUUGGGUCAAAACGACCCCAACUGCGCAUCGCGACCGGGUAGAAGCUUGUGCGAAUAUACAUAGCCAACAAAUAGAGAAACCUAGAAUACCCGAUGAUGAUGUGCCACAAUCUGCGAGAGGAUUAAUACUGACUUGAAGAAAUCGUGGUACAUACGACAAGACAAGACCCUGGAUUCCCCUCGGAAAAACUGCUGUUGUCCUCUUUCUCAGUUCUCAGCCAGUGCAAACAUUAAUUUUUUUGCAAUACCCGGAAUUUUCUGAAUCUGUGUCACAAAAGUGGUGAGCUCUGUGUCUCUGUCCGAGUGGGAUAUCCUCAGGAAAAAGGGUUCGACUGUCAUCCAAUUCUUUAAGCAGAAUCUGUGCAUACAAGAACUUGUGACCGUUCGAGAAACGAAAGCUAAUUAAAAAACAUUGCUAUAAUCGUCUUGUUACACGAUUGGGGAUUUGUUGCCAAAACCGGUUUUAGUAAUUGCAGCCUGCAUUUGACGCAACUUUGUCAAGGACGCUAAAUUAAAAAUAACCUUCAACUUCAUGUACACGAACGAUAUCAAAUAGUAGAAUUGUAAUAGUAUUACGUUACAUUUUAAGAUAUCAUAAAUUCUAGUCACACAUUCCUCUCGAUUUUGAAAUCCUUGUUUUUAAAUUCGCCAUCAAUGGCCGGAUUUCGGUUCGUUUUUGGAAAAAACUUGCUAUUUGAUCCAAAAUUUAAUUCGACACGAAAUCUAAAUCUGACCUUGCUCGGUCUCAACCAUUCCUCACCCUACGCGACUACAACCAAAAGUUCACCACUUCUUUGCACCGCGAAUGGAGUCACUAAGCAUAGUUUUCUUGUACGAAAUGCAUCCACAACGACGACGACAACACCACCACCGGUCCUUGCGGGGACUGGAGUUGGAGAUAAGCCUCAGCAAGAACCUUACAAAAUGAAAAUUCGGGAUACGCUCGACUUGACCUUCAGCGAUGCGAGACAGGCGUACAGGUCAAAAUCCACAUGGGAAAUCCUCCGAGCCUACAUUGUCUUUAAGCUUUGUUCCAUCAAUUACCUGGUUGAACACAAUGAUAAGUUGAUGAAGCUGGGACAGAAAGUGCUUGGAAAAACUAUAUUCGAAAAGAUGAUGGAAGCAACGUUUUAUGGCCAUUUUGUCGCUGGACCGGAUCAAAUUGCCAUUCAGCCAAGAAUCCAGCACUUGAGAGAGCAUGGAGUCAAGGCCAUUUUGGAUUAUUCCGUGGAGGAAGAUAUUUCAGAUGAGGAAGCCAAGAAAUCUGAUUCAGUAUCUAGUCAAAAAGUUGGUGGUAGCAAGGGAAGUUCUGAUCAAAGUGAUGGAACAGUAGAAUAUACAAAGUAUCAAGAGGGAACCAGCAACAGGCGAAUGAAGGCUGCUGCACGAACGUAUUUUUAUAUGAACGAAGCCCAGUGUGAACGCAACAUGGAAACAUUUCUUCAAUCCAUUGAAGCAGUUUCAGGAGCCACAAAAGGUGCUGGGUUUGCUGCAAUAAAGGUCACAGCGCUUGGAAGGCCGCAAUUAUUGCUCCAACUCUCCGAAGCAAUUGCACGAGUCCAUCGAUACGUGGGGACUUUCACCGGGAAGAGAGGCGUAGUUAUGGAGCAGAACGUUAAAGUCGAGGACAUCAAGCGUCGCCUGGAGCGUGCAUCUAAAUCUGACCCCACGGUGGAGUCUUGGCUGAAUAACAUGACCUACGACAAAAGCGGUCUAAUCCACGUUUUGCCCUGGCAAGGGGUCGUCGAAGCACAACAGACGUUGAAGGAAGCCCUCAAGGUUCCUGACGUGUCGACCGGAAAAAUGGAAAGUCUCGUCCCUCCCUUGAGUGACCACGAGGAAGAAAUGUUCAAAAACAUGAUGAGAAGGCUUCAUACCAUUUUCAAAACUGCGAAGAAAUUAGACGUGCGAGUUAUGGUUGAUGCUGAACAAAGUUACUUUCAGCCCGCAAUUUCUCGCCUGGCUAUGGAAAUGAGUCGUAUUUAUAACACGGAAAAAGCAAUAGUGUUCAAUACUUAUCAAUGCUAUUUGAAGGAGGCUCAUCAUAACUUGUCUGCUGAUUUGGACCAAGCAGAGCGUCAAAAUUUCUUCUUUGGGGCUAAACUGGUCAGGGGUGCGUAUAUGGAACAGGAACGUCAACGAGCCGCUGAAAUGGGAUACGAAGAUCCAAUCAAUCCAAAUUUUGAAGCCACGACUGAAAUGUACCAAAGAAAUGUCAAUGAAGCCAUGACAAGGAUUAAACGCAUGAAGGAAAUCGGAGACCCAAAGAAGAUUUGUAUCAUGAUGGCCACUCAUAACGAGGAUACUGUUCGUUUCGUGAUUAAAAAUAUGAAAGAAUAUGGAAUCAAGCGAUCUGAUCGACUAAUUUGCUUCGGACAAUUGUAUGGAAUGUGCGAUCAAGUGUCAUUUCCAUUGGGGCAAUCGGGGUACUCGGUUUACAAAUAUGUUCCCUACGGACCAGUGACUGAGGUUCUGCCCUAUUUGUCUCGCCGUGCUCAAGAGAAUCGUGGCUUCCUCAAGAAAAUAAAGAAGGAAACUACUCUGUUACGAAAGGAAUUCGCCAGGCGUUUAAUGAAAGGUCAACUGUUUUAUCGUCCGAAAGGCCACUACGAACCCUUGUAAUUGUAAUAUCUCAAUCCCCGAGAUCUGAUAUUUAUAUAACAACUAAUAUUUAUAUAGAAAUUUGUGCAGACAAUCCGAAUGUCUCUCCUUAAAUUGAUACUCAAUUUUCUCGUGUCACGAUAUGCCAUCUACUUUAAUUAGUAGCGUAUCAUACGUACAUAUUUACUAUUUAGAUUGUUUACUUUGUUCAGAUUUCAAAAAAUUUGAACUAUUGGACUGUCCUCACAUAGUAAAUAUUUCUCGUAGCAGUAUUGCUUUAGUCGUGUGGCAUGACGGUAAUAUUCAACGGCCAUUUUUAGCUGUCCAAUUUUUAAUUCUCAAAUUUCUUUUAUUCUCAAACCUUUUUUAAAAUUUUAAACCCUGGAGACAAGUCCAAAUCAUUUUAAGCAUUUCUCACCGUGGAGUUGAGUUAUCCUUUUUAAUUCAUUUCUGCUGUGCCGUGGAUUUUAACUGAAAUCUGUUCCACAUUGCAACAAUAAUGUCAGACUAUAAUUAAUUUAAUGAUGUACAUCGUAACAAGUAUCUGCGGAAUUAUUACUAGAUAUGUAAUUAGUUGGAGUCAAAUGUGAUUGAUGUAAAUUGAAAAGAAAUCUAUUUAUUCUCCAUCGUCGUUCUGAAGCCUAGUGUGAUACUACAGAAAUAUAAAAAAAUAGAAAAAAGUGUAGGGCCAUGUAAAAUAUAAGAAAAAUCUAUUUAGCAUUGUGGACACUUGUGUAUUUAAGUAAUGUCUAUUUGUAACUAUUUUAUCUUUCUCCUUAUUUAAAACUUUGGUUUGUGACGUGUCAAAUUUUGUAGAUCAAGUAAAUGAGCAACUUUGGUGUGUGAAUUUUCAUAAAUGCUAUUUUAUGUUGUAUGCAUACAAAAAAUAAGAAAUAUAUAAAUAUGUAUGUGGAUAAAUAAAGUCUAUUGCUCGUCACAGACUUGAA